GAGCAAGUGUUUGUUCAAGCUAAGUGGAGCCCGAAGAACACUGCAAGGGAUCAUGAAGAGCCUCGGGAGAAUCAAGAUAAAGAAGACAUGCUUGGAGUUGAAGAUCACCCGCAAUCCAACUCGAAAAUUAGGGGGGUGAUUGUUGACUAAUUAUCGAGUAGGAUUAGGAUUACCCGAGAUAUUCUAGUUCAAGUAGGAAUAGAAUUAUGGAUCCUAGAUUACUUGUUGGCCAAGUUGGGUUAACACUAUAUAUAUCAUAGCCAAGCCUUGGGUUUUGAUAUGAGAGUCAUAUGAGAAACAUAUGAGAGUUUAUUGUAAUUGGUUUUGAGUAAUUUUCCAGUUAUGAUAAAGAGAUUGUUUCCAACAGUAAAAAGGGUAUUUUAAAGGAAAAGAGAAGUUUAUUUGGGGACAAAGAAAAAACGAAAGGGGAAGUUUAUUUAGGGACGGAGGGAGUAGAAUCCAAAGAUGCACGUUCCUGAUCGCCUAUAUUUCCACCUUCUCACAUAGUACGUACCCUCGAAAAAACAGAUCGAGUGAAUAUGAAGAAACACCAAGCCCCAUUGUUCCCAAACCUCCAUAUUGCAUUAUUAUUGUUCUUUCUCCUCACACUUUUUGGAUUUGGGCACGGCUCAAAUCAUAAAAAUGAUGGUCAAGUUGGGAGGUUAAUGUCCUUGCGCCAUGCAAAAAUGUACCCUCACGGCGGCCGCCGUGUUCCGCCACGGACCGAAGAAGAAAGGUACAACGAGGAAGAUAAAAUAAUGGUGUCACUGCCGGAAGUCAACGAGGGAAGCGUGACGGCGGAUGACGAUCUGAUCGCCGGUGGCCUCCCCGGACAGCCGCCGUCGAGUGCCAAGUUCAACCAGUAUGCAGGCUACGUGAAUGUAGACAAAAGGAAUGGCAGAAGCCUCUUCUAUUACUUUGCGGAAUCUGCGGACACUCCUUCCAAAAAACCUCUCGUUCUGUGGCUUAAUGGAGGUCCGGGUUGCUCAUCACUUGGACUGGGUGCCUUUGUAGAGGUUGGACCUUUUGGCGUUAACCCAGAUGGCAAAACAUUAUACUCAAGAAGAUUUGCAUGGAAUAGAGUUGCAAAUAUGUUAUUUCUGGAGUCGCCCGCCUCAGUUGGUUUCUCAUAUUCCAAUACUACAUCCGAUUAUGCUAAAUCGGGAGACAAUAGGACCGCUCAAGAUUCACUCAACUUCUUACUAAGUUGGUUUGAGAGAUACCCACAUUACAAGUCUAGUGAUUUUUACAUUGCCGGCGAAAGCUAUGCAGGGUUCUACAUCCCAGAGCUUGCUGAUUUGAUCAUAAACACCAAUAAAAUGUCUCACUCAACCUUUAAGAUCCCUCUCAAGGGAAUUAUGAUUGGGAAUGGGAUAAUGAAUGAGGCCACGGACGAAAGGGGAUUGUACGACUAUCUUUGGAGUCACGCCUUGAUUUCGGACGAAACGCACCGAGGGGUGUCCGAAGACUGCUUUUCGACGACCAAAAGGGGGAUGAAAUGUUAUGAAUUUCAAUAUUCGGCGGUCAACGAGACGGGAAGCAUAGAUUUUUAUAACAUAUAUGCCCCGUUGUGCUCCAACAAUUCGCGGCACACACAGAAAAAUAAUGUCGCGGCCGGGGGGUUUGACCCUUGUGAGAGUGACUAUGUGCAUGCCUACCUUAAUCUCCCCGUCGUCCAGAAGGCCAUGCAUGCCAACACCACCAAGCUUAAUUACACUUGGGAACUCUGCAGUAAUGAGAUCACGAGUUGGACAGAUUCACCAUUAACCAUGUUUCCAAUCUAUAAGAGGUUAUUCAAAACCGGCCUCCGAAUACUUCUUUAUAGUGGCGACAUAGACGCGGUGGUGCCGGUGACCGGAACCCGGUAUUCCAUAAAUGCAAUGAACUUGACUGUGGUCAAUCCAUGGCAUCCAUGGCAAGAUGGCACACAAGAAGUUGGUGGGUAUAAAGUGGGGUACGAGGGUUUAACGUUCGCGACGGUAAGAGGGGCAGAACGGUCGAGCACGUCGACCGUCCCGUCGGCAGAUUGUUUGGAUGAUGCUGCUGUUGAUUCUUCCGCCACCGCCGUACGCCACUUUGCUACCGCCAUGGCCGAUGAACAACCAAGGAAGAUGUUUUUGCCUGAAGAAGAGGAUAAUCAUGAGAGGGGAACCUCUCUGUUUCCAAAUUUUGAUAAUUUGACUCCAGAACAGUGGAAUGCUGUUCGGCAUGUUUUCUCCCUAUCACUGUCUGUUUCUAGUAUGAAGCUUUCAGGUGCAUCUCUUGAAACAGGAAGUACAAAUGAGGUUAGCUCUUAUGAUGAAGAUGAAGAACUGCGGAUGGAAGAACAGAUGGACCGUUCCAGAAGGGACGGUCGACCGGAGGAAAGCGGCAGAGCAGACCAGCUACAGACGGUCGACCUGAUGGACCGUUCCGAUGUCCACAGUCGACCGUCCGAGAGGCAGAAUGACGGAUUCUUUAGAGAUGACCGAACGGUCGACCUGGUGGACUGUCCUGAUAUCCACGGUCGACCGUCGGAGAGGUAGAAUGGCAGUUUUUUGGGAGAUGAUCAAACGGUCGACCGUGAUGAGGAAGACGGUCGACCGUGAUGAGGAAGACGGUCGACCGUGAUGAGGAAGACGGUCGACCGUCUCCAAGGCAGAAAGUUAGCGAUCCGGAACAGCCUCAGACGGUUGACCCCGUGGA
Messenger RNA from Cuscuta campestris, 2685 nucleotides. NCBI's taxonomy places the organism in Eukaryota, Viridiplantae, Streptophyta, Magnoliopsida, Solanales, Convolvulaceae. The record is from the annotation of a GenBank genome assembly.